CCAAAAAUCACAAGAUGAAGGCGGUGUUGUUAACAGGAGCUAGCUUUGUCAUGACAUCAAUUGUCGUGGGAAAUGCAUAUUACCAAAAGAAGCAGUUUUAUCCUUCUGUUGUUUAUAUAACAAAGUCUAACCCGAGUAUGGCCAUGCUGUAUAUACAAGCUUUUGUAGGGGUCAUCCUGAUGGGAAAAUUAAUGAGGAAAAUUUUCUUUGGUCAGCUGCGUGCUGCAGAAAUGGAGCAUUUGAUAGAGCGAUCUUGGUAUGCAGUGACAGAGACCUGCCUGGCCUUCACAGUGUUUCGAGAUGAUUUCAGCCCAAGAUUUGUGGCUUUGUUUACACUUUUGUUAUUCUUAAAAUGUUUCCACUGGCUAGCUGAGGACCGGGUUGACUAUAUGGAGAGGAGUCCAGUAAUUUCUGUGAAAUUUCAUGCUCGAGUAUCAU
Molecule: messenger RNA, 438 nt
Organism: Ylistrum balloti
Lineage: Eukaryota; Metazoa; Mollusca; Bivalvia; Pectinida; Pectinidae
Product: E3 ubiquitin-protein ligase synoviolin-like
Exons: 4
Cellular component (GO): cytoplasm
Source: RefSeq, a predicted model, not a curated record